Molecule: messenger RNA, 1911 nt
Organism: Ochlerotatus camptorhynchus
Lineage: Eukaryota; Metazoa; Arthropoda; Insecta; Diptera; Culicidae
Gene: mats
Product: MOB kinase activator-like 1
Exons: 3
Coding region: 295-942 (215 amino acids)
Biological process (GO): hippo signaling; positive regulation of protein phosphorylation
Cellular component (GO): cytoplasm; nucleus
Molecular function (GO): protein kinase activator activity
Source: RefSeq, a predicted model, not a curated record
CAGAGACAGAGCAAACAGAAAAGUUAAAAUUUUCACAUUUUAUUCUGUGUGCGAACUUUUGUUUAAUUUUCCGAUCCAAUAUUAUAUUAAAAGCCUCUUGUUUGUAUACUAUUUGUUAAAUUUGUUUGUUAUCCGUCUGUUACGCGUGUUACUUUUCCGGUUGUGCUGGACUAAACGUGGGAGAAGUGAAAUUUUCUGUCGGCGACUUUCUUCCUGCGUCGUCCAGUGGUUCCGAACACAGAAAGGAGAGAAAAAAGAACAGGCUUAUCAUAUUUGCCAUUCGCGGAAUACAAAAUGAGUUUCUUGUUCCGAUCCAGCAAAACCUUCAAACCUAAAAAGAAUAUACCUGAAGGCACACAUCAAUAUGAUCUCAUGAAACAUGCCGCAGCUACGCUUGGGUCUGGAAAUCUCCGUAAUGCUGUGCAGCUUCCAGAUGGCGAAGAUCUCAACGAGUGGGUUGCUGUAAACACUGUGGAUUUUUUUAAUCAAAUUAACAUGCUGUACGGCACUAUUACGGAAUUUUGUACAGAAGAUUCCUGCAGCAUCAUGUCUGCCGGUCCCAAGUACGAAUAUCACUGGGCAGACGGUCAAACGGUUAAGAAACCCAUCAAGUGUAGCGCUCCUAAGUAUAUUGACUAUUUAAUGACAUGGGUACAAGAUCAACUGGAUGACGAAACGCUGUUUCCUUCAAAAAUUGGAGUUCCUUUCCCGAAAAACUUUAUUCAAAUAGCUAAAACUAUUCUUAAGCGAUUGUUUCGAGUGUAUGCCCACAUCUACCAUCAACAUUUCUCCGAAGUCGUUCGGCUAAGUGAAGAAGCACAUCUGAAUACCUCGUUCAAGCACUUUAUCUACUUUGUUCAAGAAUUCAAUUUAAUAGAUCGACGAGAGUUGGCACCGCUGCAAGAUCUGAUUGAUAAACUUAUCACCAAGGAUGGUCGAUAAUUUCCCAGCUUAUAAAACGAAAGCGAGCGAACAACAUGAGCAUCUACACCGUAUUUUAAUAGAGAUAACAAGUAAACAUUUACUCUAAUAUCAUGAUUUUUAUAAUCAUCAACUCAUUUUCUCCUAAUAGACAUCUAUUCUUCCUAUGUUGUGAGCGUUUGUUCGUGUAGCAUUCUAACACGUCGUCCACUAUUUCACAAUUUUAUUUUAGUUAUUUAAUGUGUUAUUUUUAAAUUACGCAACCUGUAGAAUAAAUGUUAUUUUUGUGAAUACAAUCAAGCUAGAGAGAAGAAAAAGCUCAUCCACAAUUUAUAUGUAAAUAUUUAUUUUGGAAGUGAAAAUAAGCAAAUUAUUCGAUCUUACUUUAAAAGUAAAGCUUAUUACGUACAGCAUGGUAUCGGUCCUACUCAUUUCGUCAUGCUUAUUUCGAUUACGCAACAAUCUCCACUAAAAGCAAUUAUUACGCUCGAAACGCCCAAAAACCAAGUGGACGAAAGAUGUAACCAUCGUGUUCCUAUUUUGACCCUUGCAAGCAGUAUUUUUUCACCUCAUAACUAAAACUCAGGAUCUAGCUAAUUUCUAUAUGAGUGAUGAACAUUUCUAAAACAGAAAUCUCGUUGGCAGCGUGAUCAGCAAGAAAACAACUGCAGUCAAGAGUUUUAAUUAUGAGUAAAAAAAUGCGCAUUAGGAACAGUAACCCUAUCCCUAGUGUGCAAAUAAGUUAAACUAGUGCUUGAAUGGUUUCAUCAGCAAUUAGUGUUUAAGUUCAAGCUGCCUCCGAUAGUUUGCGAUACCAGUUAUUCUAAAUGCUCUUUAUAUGGCUGAAAUGAUCACCACAGAGGCAUUAUUAAAACUAAUAAGAGCUGCAUAAUAUCUAUAUACAAUAAUAAUGGGUAACGAUCAAAUUGCAUGAUUUGAUGUACGACGACUGAUAAAGUAUGAAUGAAAAUAUAAAUUUGUAUGAAAUAA